AUGGCGGACCAGGUAGCGGCAAUCCUUUCUUCAGCAGCCACCUUCGGUUCAGCUGGAGUUCUAUCCCAUGGAGGCAGCUAUGGAGAUGGGGGCAGCUACGGAGAUGGAGGCGAGGUGCUAUCCCAUGGAAUUGGAGGUGGACACGGUGGUGGAGGAGGAGGACUAGGAGGAGUAGGAGGGGGAGGUGCAAUUAUCACCCAGACCAUCCCUGUCCCCAUUCCCCAGCCCUAUCCUGUAACAGUUAAUAGAAAUGUCCCAGUUCCGGUAGCCCAACCUAUUCCUGUGGUGGUAUCCCGACCGGUUCAGAUACCCGUUCCUCAACCUUAUCCAGUCCACGUGUCAAAGCCAGUGCCUAUUCCGAUUACGCAGAAUAUUCCUGUUCCGGUUCCACAGCCCUACAAAGUACCAGUUCCAGUUCAUGUGCAGGUUCCAGUACCACAACCCUAUCCUGUGCAAGUACCUCAGCCCUAUCCCGUCAGGAUUUCUCAACCUGUAUUCGUAACAGUUCCUCAAUCGUCAAGCAGUGUAAGUUAUGGAGCUGCAGGGGGCCAUGGUGGUGGAGGAUACGGCAAGGGAGGCUACAGUUACACUACUGUUCAGUUUGGAGGCGGAUCUAAGUUUUAG
Molecule: messenger RNA, 624 nt
Organism: Anoplophora glabripennis (Asian longhorned beetle)
Lineage: Eukaryota; Metazoa; Arthropoda; Insecta; Coleoptera; Cerambycidae
Product: tetra-peptide repeat homeobox protein 1-like
Exons: 3
Coding region: 1-624 (207 amino acids)
Source: RefSeq, a predicted model, not a curated record